CGACAAUCAGCUUCAGACGUUAGAUUCAGAAUGAGUGAAGACCAAGAACUCUUAGCCAGGAUCGGCCGCCUUGCUGGGCAAAUCAACCAGCACAAGAGUCAACUUACGCCUCUCUCACGCGGCGGUUACGCUAACGCCCCAUCGCAUACCAGCUAUGGUAGCAUUCACAGGCCUCAUCCUGGCUGGGCGCCUUAUCGUGGACGUGGCCGGCCUCCUUCAAGACGCGCUGCUGGACCCCAUCGCCACCGAACUCUCGUCCUCAAUAACGGGACACCCAACCCCGACACUGCGGAUAGCAGCUCAUCUACCACUGUACCUGGCGACAUGAAUGUCGAAGCAAAACCGCCACAGCAAACUGGGUGGGUAGCGAAACGCGAUCGUCACAUGCAACUUAUCAAUACCGCAAUCUACGACCAGGAAGCCCAAGCGAGAACGAAAGCUAUUGAAGAGACCCGCAAGCUAAAGGCACAGAAAAAAGCGGAGCUGGAAAAAGCGAAAGUCUUAAGAUUUGCGCAGCAUAUUGUUGCUCCGACUGCAGAAGCCGCCGCUGCUGGUGUACGUCCGGAUUCAUACAAGAUCGUCAUACAAGAAAUCCCCUUCCAAGUUAUUAAAGGAGGGAGCAAGUUAAUCCGAUUAUCAAAUGACCCCACAGCCGCAAAUGCGACUCCGAAAAAAGUAAACGUUGGUGGCGUGACAUUUGUCAGAAGCAAGAACGGGAACCUACAUCGGUUAGGGGCCGUGGUUUCAAAGAAGAAAACCGGGGCUGUUAGGAAAAAGGAUGAACUCUGCAAGAGAUUUACUGCGACGGGUUCCUGCUAUAAGGGGCCUAAGUGCUCAUAUAUUCACGAUCCGAAUAAGGUUGCCAUCUGCAAGGAAUUUCUUCAAACAGGUAAAUGCAGUGCAGGACCAUCGUGUGAUCUUUCGCAUGAGCCAUCACCAGAGAGAUCUCCUGCCUGCGUCCACUUCAUUCGUGGCCGCUGUUCUAACCCCGCAUGUCGAUAUGCGCACAUCCGAGUGACACCAGGAGCGCCAGUGUGUCGGGAUUUUGCUAUCCUGGGAUACUGCGGCAAAGGUGACCAGUGUCAGGACCGCCAUGUUAUAGAGUGUCCAGACUAUGCGAACAUGGGCAAGUGUGCCAAGCAAAAAUGCCCGUUACCGCACAUUGACCGAGCGGGCCAAAUCCGCAAACUCGCCGCUAAUAAGGCAGAUAACAACACCCACGCUACGGAAAAUCCAGGAGAAUAUGCGGACGAUGUAUCUAGUGAAGAGGAGGCAUACGACGAGAUUGAUUCUGAUGAUGUUGAUUCUGAUGAGCUUGAUGACGACGAACCCGAAGUGAUCAUCCCUGGUGCACAUGCAGGAGAAGAGGGCCAGAUUUUCUCUACCAUAGAGCUGGAUCUCUGUACCUUUCCAGGGUGCAACAUGGCCGACAACUGUUCCAGGAUACCCAUACUCAAAGUUAUCCCAGGCGUUGGGAAUAGCUAAAAUUCAACAUCCCAGACAAAAAGCACGAAUUCUUCAUUUGAACCCCAUCGGUGAAAUAUCAUAUCACUCCCUAUCUACCACAUGUACUAUCGUUGCGAUGGUGCAUUUUCCCUGCUUUUCUUUUCCACGACAGCAUUCAGAUUGCAUGGUAUUGUCUUACCUCUCUCGCUGUGAUUCCCCUGGGAACUGCUUUGCUAGAUUUUCGGGAGAGGGGUUUAUUUCCCUUUACAUAUGCUGCACAGCCAUUAGUGGUUUCUUUUUUCUACAUUGGAGCAGGCGUUUUGUGGUAUCCUAUCCAUUCGUGGCUCAGUAUUCAUUAUCAUGAUAUAUAUAUUUUGGAGAAGCAGAAUUUUGUUCUCAUCUAUUACGCGAAAGAGAAUAAUGGACAAG
Molecule: messenger RNA, 1875 nt
Organism: Coccidioides posadasii C735 delta SOWgp
Lineage: Eukaryota; Fungi; Ascomycota; Eurotiomycetes; Onygenales; Onygenaceae
Source: RefSeq, a predicted model, not a curated record